This is a messenger RNA of Pocillopora damicornis (cauliflower coral), 4352 nucleotides long. RefSeq lists its product as uncharacterized. NCBI's taxonomy places the organism in Eukaryota, Metazoa, Cnidaria, Anthozoa, Scleractinia, Pocilloporidae. Gene Ontology annotation, biological process: spermatogenesis. The record is from RefSeq and is a predicted model, not a curated record. Gene Ontology annotation, cellular component: sperm head-tail coupling apparatus.
UUGUGUUACUGCAGCGCUCGACUGCCUUUUGAAAGUUUUGACAUGUACACAAGGACCAAAUAAUCACGAAACAUCAUUUGGGCUAACACUCAGCUGGGUGUCGCUUGAUUCCCUCUCCAGAACUCAGCGAUCGAAAGUCAGGUCUGAUGAGUACCAAAACGAAAGAUCUUGGAGAGAGUUUUCUGCUAGGUGGAGAUCUUCUCGGGGAAUUGGACGAGGACAGCGAUAGCGACAGCUUGCUGGCGGACGAAUUGCGAGGAAUGUAUCGGAACAGGUUGAAAGACAUGGAGGAAAUAGGGGAGAAAAGAGAAGAGGCUCACAGGCAUCAACUCCAGUCCCUACAGUCCUAUGUGAAUGAACUCAGUGAUCAAAAUGAGAUCCUGGUACAAACUGUUGAGGAACUAGAGAGAGAAGCCAAUGACAGGGUGGCAUUGAUGGAAAAUAAACUCCAAAGAACAACAUUGUCUCUCAAGGAUUACACAUCAAGGGCAAGUGAACUGGAUGUCCAGGUCGAAAAGCUGAGCAAAGAGAAGAAAGAUUAUGUGGAGGAGAUUAAGGCCUUGAAAGAGGAGCUAAACAUAACAACUCAACAAUUAGCUCACCUUGAGACACGACAUGAAGACUUGGAUUAUGACAUUGACAAUCUGGUCAACCUGAUUGGUACAGCACGAGCCACAGGGAAAUGGGAGUUGGCAGGGUUAGACUUGAGGACUGUAUCACUUGAUUCCAUUUUGGGUGCUCAUGCAGCAGCUUCUAAGGAGUUGAGAGAAGGAGAAAAAAGACUCACAGAACACAUCCAAGAGUUGAAGAAGCAGUUAGCUGCCAGAGAUCAAAUGAUUCAAAGAUUGCAGAAAGACCUGAAAGGAAAAGAACAGAGCAAUCUUGAACUUGUGGACUCUAAUGCUCAUGGUUAUGAAAAAGUCGGCUCUUUUGCCGGGGAUGCGAAGUCGUUUGAUACUUAUGCGGAGGAAUGCUCUGGCAGCAUGACUCAGAAAGACGUGCUUAUUAGGAAGCUGAAGAACGACCUGGAGCACUCGAGAAAACAGCAGCAAAGUACGACUAGAGAGUUAAGAGAGUGUGAGCUGUCUAUAGCGCGCCUACAGGGACAGAUUGGUAAACUACAGGAUGAACAGGCUCUAAAACGUUCAGACGUUGCUGCUAAAGAUCAGUCUUUGAGGGUAUUGGAACAGCAGCAGGUUGGCAAUAAAGUAAAGGUUGCAAGACUCGAAGAAGAAAACCGUGAACUUAAAACACAAGUCCAGGCAUUAAAAGACUCAGAAGGAGGCAUUCCAUUGGAUCUGUCCCGGGAGUUUGAACAACGAGUUAAGCGACUGGAGGCUGAAUUGGAAGUGGCUGAAGAUCAGCGACGUAAAGCUGCCCAGGAAGUGAUCAAACUACAAAGUCAACUGAGCGAAAGUCAGCAUGCUGCCAAGGGACACAAAGAAGUGUUGGUCAGCGAGCUGACUUCAAGGGAUUCCGAGCUUGACAAUAUGAAAGACCGAUAUAAUGCUGCUAUUAAGGAGAUCCAACAGUAUGAAAAAGAGAUCCGGGAGCUUAAAUCGCAGCUUGACAACUGCACUUACGAGCUGGAGAAGAAUAAAUUUCACAUUCAGCAACUGGAAGGAGAUGUUGUGAAGUGUCGCGAGCAAGUUGCACGUUCAGAAGAGGAAUCCAGAGCGGCCCAGAGAGAGAUAAAACGACUGCAGGUGGCUUCUAAUGAUCAGAGAGACGCACUAGCAAAUGAGGUGGCCGAGCGCCAUGAUACCAUUUUAACGUUAAAGACGGAACUUUCUGCUUUGGAUAAUAAACACAGAGAAGCAGUCGCUCAGCUUUCACAUCGGAAUAAUGUGAUUUCAAAGCUCCGAACUCAAAACAAAGAGAUGACAGACUCGAUCGAAGACUACAGUCGUAAACAGGCAGAGCUGGAAAGUAAACUAAAUGUUGCUAAUAAAAGGUUAUCUGACCUGGAAAAUCGGUUGGAGAGGAGUCAAAAAAGCAGCCUAGAAAAGUCUGAUCAUCUCGGGAAAAUGGUGGACGACAAAGAUAUAGAAUUGCGGGAACUUAAGAUGGCUCUCUCAAACUUAAAAGAUCAGCAUGAACAAGCUCAGUCCAAGGUCUCCCACAGGGAAGAGGCUUUACAAAGACUUCAAGUGCAGCAAAAAGAUUUUGUAGACGAGGUGUCUCGACGCGAAAAAGCCAUUCAAAAGCUUGAACUGGAGCUUCUAACAGCGCAAGAAAACCAUCGAAGAGCACUUGAUGACAUCACGAGACGUGACGACACCAUUCAGCAGUUAGAGGGAGAUCUGGAGGGCAGCAGGAAACAGCUGAAGGAUGCGAUUGAAGAGAAAGGAAGACUCGAAGCUAAAAUUCAAGCUUACAAGAUCUCUACCCAGAGCGAGCAAGACGUGUUGGCAGAAGAGGUCGCCAAGAGAGAAGAAGCUAUACAUAAGCUUAAGAUCGAAAAGUUGUCUCUUCAGGAACAACAGCAAAAGGCUGAAGAUAAUGUUCGAGAGCACGAACGAGCUGUUGAGAGACUUCGACAGCAAUAUGAAGACUGUCUGCAAGAUAUGCAGCAAAGGAAUACAGCAGUAGUCGACAUGGAGGCCAAACUGAACGACAUGAAAUCUAAGUCCGAAGAAUACACCGAUAAGCUCGAGCAUUACGAAGACACCAUCCGGGAACUCAACUUGAAAAUGACGUCACUUCAAGGCGAUCGAGACCAGAGGGAACACGAAGCUGAAAUGAAGGAGGACACAAUACAGCACUUGGCCUCAGAGAUGGAUGAGUUACAGGAACAGCACAGAGAUGUUUUGUCGAAGAUGUCUAAAAGGGACGAAAUGAUAGAUCGCCUAAAGUCUGAAACUUCCUAUCUGAAAGAUCAACAAAGAGACAAAGAACGAGAGAUCUCCCAGCAACUCGAUGUGAUCAGUCGACUGGAACGAGACUUGAAUGAAAGCAGUCGAGAACUUGAGAAUCUGAAAGAGAAAACAGCUGAUGAUGUGGCCAGAAGAGAUAAAAGAAUUAAGCAGCUUGAAGAGGAGUUCGCCGAAACACAGCAACAGUAUACCGAAUGUUACGACGAGCUUGUUCGGCAAGAGGAACUCAUGGCAAAAUUACGUGAUGAGAUAACGUCACUACAAGAAGAUGUGUCAAGGUCGAAUGAUGAGGUGGCAGAAUCGGAAGAAACUAUUCGCAAAAUGGAAAUGGAGCUUGCCAUGUCACAGGAAAAACACCGCACAUGUACACAGGAGGUGGCGAAACGCGAUGAGACAAUCCUGAGCCUGCAGUCUGAACUGGACGCCACUCAGCAGGAAUACGAGACUUGUAGCAGUGAGUUGUCAGAGAGAGAACGAGAAGUAAAAGACUUGAGAGGAAAACUCAACAAACUGGAAGUAGAGGUCGAGUCGCUCAAAACGCAACGUGAAAGUGACGAGAACAAGAUCGCAUGUGAUGAUAAGGAAAUACAACAAUUGAAGACAGACAAAGUACGACUGAUGCACGAGGUCCAACAACUUAUGCAGACUGUUGAGCAUUUAGAAGGAACCAUGACAGACACAGAGGCAGGACAUUCAUCGGAGAUUAAACGGCUUAAUGCAGAGAUUGAAACACUGGGGGCUAACCUUACUGAAGUAAUGCAGAAAGAAAAUGAUACCGCUAACCAGCUCCAAGAAGAACGCGAGAAAAAUAAUAAACUGACCCGUGAGCUGCAACACAACCUAAAACUGAACGAGGAAGCACUUGAAGAGAUUAAUCGUUUAGAGCAAACUGUCCGUAGUCAAGAAAAAGAUAUGACAGAAACAAGAAACCAGGCCUCAAAUCUGAAAGAAAAGCUCAAGGAACUGGAAUCGCACAGCCAUCAACUACAGAAAAACGUCAACUAUUAUAAAAGCCAGUUUAAUCAAAGUGUUACUCAGGUCAAUCGAUGUGAGGCUAUGAUCAAGAACUUAGAGAAAAGUUUGAAAGAGGCGCAAGAGCAGGCGGUGAAGUGCGAAGAAGAAAUAAACCAGCAGUCUCAAGAGCUGACAGUGCUGAGACAGAAUUAUGCGAGUGAAACGGAAAAGACUCAAAAGCAGAACAACGCAAUGGAAGAGCUUGAUAGGGAAUUACAUCUGGCAAAAGACGCCUGCCUCAGAUUAAAAAGCCAGGUUUCCCAUUGUGAAGAGACAAUUCACAAUUUGAAGCAAAAACUCGGCGACAAACAGAAAGAGGGCUCUAUCCAAGAGGAAAGAUCGAGGCAUCUGCAAGAAGAUUUGAAUGCUUCAAAAGAAAAGUACGAAAAAUCGCUGGAAGAGGUAAAGUCAGUCAGGGAUUGGUGUAGAUCUCUUUCGAUCCCUUGAGAUCUUAAGAUUCGU